GGGUGGCGGGGGCGGGGACUCCAUCUCCCAGCGUGCUCAGCGGCCGAGCCGGAGCCCAGCGGAGCGCGCCCCCCCACUCUCGGGAUGCCGGGUCCGGUGCUGGCGGCCGCUGGCCGGGGGCUUCGCGGUGGGGGUGACGGCCCCCUGGCACGCGCCAUCCGUUCCAAGCUGGACGCCGCCCUCCAACCCACUCACCUGCAGGUUUUGGAUGAAAGCCCCCGCCAUGGGGGCCCCCCCGGAGCCGAAACCCACUUUUCGGUGGUGGUGGUGAGCGAACGCUUUGCGGGGCUCCCCCCACUCCAACGCCACCGCCUCGUCCACGCCGCGCUCAGCACCGAGCUCGCCGGACCCCUGCACGCCCUCGCCAUCGUCGCCAGGACCCCCCAACAAUGGGAGAACGACCCCAGCGCCCCCCCGGCCCCCCCUUGUUUGGGGGGGUCCAAACGGGAACAGCGCAACGCGGCAGCCGGCGAUCAGUGAGGCGGAAUUGCGACCCCCCCUUAAAAGGGAUGGAGCCCGACUUGAACUGCGAGGUGGGGGCAAAUAUUGGGGUGCCCCCCACCUUGCAGACACUCCAUUCUCUGCACAC
This is a messenger RNA of Cuculus canorus (common cuckoo), 589 nucleotides long. It is a transcript of the gene BOLA1, whose product is annotated as bolA family member 1. Gene Ontology annotation, cellular component: mitochondrion. The transcript has 2 exons. The coding region runs from base 85 to 480 and encodes 131 amino acids. NCBI's taxonomy places the organism in Eukaryota, Metazoa, Chordata, Aves, Cuculiformes, Cuculidae. The record is from RefSeq and is a predicted model, not a curated record.